AUGCCUACGGCUGAACCGACAGGGAGCUCUCCCGAUCACAAUCCAGAUAGCAAAUCAUUGGGCUCUAUCAAUGUUGAUAGAACAGACUCGCUUUCUUCUGAAGUCAUCCACACAAAGGUGAAGAGACGAUGGACCUCAUACCUAUGGGACACUUUGGACAAGUCGCCAGAAGAGAGGCGGUUUCUGUUCAAGCUCGACGCAGUGCUUCUUUCAUUCGCUUCGCUAGGGUAUUUCAUCAAAUAUCUAGACCAAGUCAACAUCAAUAAUGCUUUCGUUUCUGGCAUGAAGGAAGAUCUUAAUCUUUUCGGAAAUCAGCUGAAUUACAUGCAAACUUGCUGGACUGUGGGAUACGUCAUUGGUCAAAUUCCAAGACCCUCCAUUUGGAUCCCGUCCUGCGAAGUCACCUGGGCCGUUUUGACAAUUCUCAUGGUCAAGUGUAACAAUGCGCAGCAAAUUUACGUGUUGCGAUUCUUCAUCGGACUUGCCGAAAGUACGUUUUAUCCUGGGAUGCAAUACAUUAUUGGAUCUUGGUAUCGUAAGGAUGAGCUGGCCAAACGGUCUUGCAUCUUUCACACCAGCAGCGCUAUUGGUACCAUGUUCUCGGGAUAUCUGAUGGCCGCUGUCUAUCAUCUUGGAGGCAAGGAUGGAUUCAAAGGUUGGCAAUGGCUAUUCAUCAUCAACACCGUCAUCUCUCUGCCAAUUGCUCUGGCUGGGUAUUUCAUGAUACCCGAUGUGCCUGAAAUUACACGAGCAUGGUAUUUUACAAAAGACGACAUUGCAAUUGCCCAGAAGAGAAUGCAGCUCGAGGGUCGAGCAAACCGAGCUCCGUUUACCAAGAAGAAAGUGAAGAAGAUACUUUCUAGUUGGCAUAUAUACUUGCUUACAUUGCUAUACAUCUUCUUCAAUAACGGAAAUGGCGCCGCAUCUCAGCCUGCGUUUCAGCUGUGGCUCAAGAAGGAAGGUUACAGCGUCACCCAAAUCAACACCUACCCGACGAUCACCACAGCUAUUACUGUGGUUACUACAUUAAUCUAUGCGUGGACCUCAGAUACGAUAUUCCGAGGAGAACGCUGGCCCCCCAUCGUCUUUGCGGGCAUAAUUAACAUAAUUACAAAUGUCAGUCUUACAGUAUGGAAUAUUCCAAUUGGCUGGAAGUGGGCUUGCUUCUUCUUGGCUGGAUUUGGUGGAGGUAUUAGCGGUCUUACAUUUGCUUGGGCCCAUGAGAUCUGUACAGAUGACAAUGAGGAGCGAGCCUUGGUCACUGGAUCAAUGAACGAAAUGGCUUAUGUGGUUCAGGCAUGGCUGCCACUGUUAAUCUGGCAGCAAGUUGAGGCUCCCGAGUAUCCAAAAGGAUAUCCGACAUCUAUUGGAAUCGCUGUUGGAAUGAUAAUAAUGGCUUUCUGGAUAAAGUAUGCACACGGACGAGAGAAGCGAAGGAGACAACAGGCCCAAGAGGAUGAAUCAACUUUGGGAGUAUCUACUGCAUGAUAUUAG
This is a messenger RNA of Trichoderma harzianum CBS 226.95, 1494 nucleotides long. RefSeq lists its product as hypothetical. Gene Ontology annotation, molecular function: transmembrane transporter activity. Gene Ontology annotation, cellular component: membrane. The coding region runs from base 1 to 1488 and encodes 495 amino acids. The transcript has 2 exons. NCBI's taxonomy places the organism in Eukaryota, Fungi, Ascomycota, Sordariomycetes, Hypocreales, Hypocreaceae. Gene Ontology annotation, biological process: transmembrane transport. The record is from RefSeq and is a predicted model, not a curated record.